This is a messenger RNA of Amphiprion ocellaris (clown anemonefish), 5069 nucleotides long. It is a transcript of the gene pbxip1b, whose product is annotated as pre-B-cell leukemia homeobox interacting protein 1b. The record is from RefSeq and is a predicted model, not a curated record. NCBI's taxonomy places the organism in Eukaryota, Metazoa, Chordata, Actinopteri, Pomacentridae. The transcript has 12 exons. The coding region runs from base 162 to 2867 and encodes 901 amino acids.
UGAGGCGGCCUGUGAUUGGACAAGAGGCGUGUGGCUCAAGAAGUUCAGGAGGCGAGUUUCUCAAGUUGGAUGUGGAGACUCAGUGAGAAGUGGCAGCUGUAUCUGGGACACGCUAAAGAAAAGUGACCGAGCACGGAGACAGGCAAAGCCUCUAGGGGGCCAUGUCUGGUGGCAGCGGUGCUAACAACAGCUGGACCAUCCUCUCUUCUGAGGAAACUGUUGCUGAAACCCUGAGGCCUUUGGCAGAGGGGACUGAGCAGAAUGAAGAAAACCAGACAACUACAGCAGGUUGUGGGGAGAACAUCCAGCCUGCGAACGCUGCAGAACCUGCAGAAGGACUCGCCGUGCAGGACGACACAGUGUCAGAAGAAAAACCAGCAGAGCUAAGCGAGGCCUCUGAGCCAACCGCUGUCACCGAAGCCCCUAGUUCUUCCACUGUGGAGGCUUCUGACAGCUCCGUCCAUGAAGUCGGCCAGACGGAGGGCUCGCCUGAGGGCCCGACGGAGCUCGGCCCCGACCCCGAUUCAUCCUCCGACUCCUACACCUGCAUCACCUCCUCCCCCGACGAGCCUCCAGCCUCGCUGCUGAGCACCGAGACCGUCGGAAGUGCAGAGUUUGCACCGGACGAAGAGAAGCUCGAUCAGGAGGAGACGCUGCAUCACCUGAACGGGGAGGAGCUUCACCUGGAAGGGGAGGAGUCGGAGCACCAGAGGUCGACCGAUUUGGGAAAACAGGCAGUGUACUUGGUGGACCAGCUGGUUCUGGACUUGUUCAGUAUCUGGGCCAGGAGGUUGUCUGGAGAGGCUGUGGUUGACUCCCCUCCGGAUUCAGAGGUGGGUGAGAAGACGGGGGAGGAGGGGGAGCCGGAGGUGAGGAGGAGAAGGUCUCUCCUGGCAGCUCUGGAGAGGGUCGGAAGGAGAGAGGAGGAGGAGGAGGAGGAGGAAGAUGAAGACUUUCAGGUGCCACAGCGGGAGGAAGACAGCGGGUUCUCUGUGAACAAGUGCAUCCUGGGAGCCGUGAUUCUGUUGGGCCUCGGAACCAUCUUUUUCUCAGGUGUUUUCAUGGACCUGGAUGAGGAAAGUGACUACGGCCCAGCGGAGAUGAAAGGUGCAGAAGUACCAGGAAAACAGGAGUGGCUUAAUCCAGAGGCCCCUCCGCCCCCAGUCGACGCCGACAGUUCACAGCUUCUAAAUAAGUUAGCCGAAGGGAGCCAGCAGAUUUCGGUGCUGCAAGCCCAACUUCAGGCACAGAAAGAGGAGCUAAAAGUAGCCAAGGGACAGGCAGCAGAGGGAGCGAAGGAGCGUCGGCACUGGGAGGAGGUGGAGAAGGAAAACAGUAGGUUGAAGACAGAGAUGGCCUCUCUCCCUGUCCUUCAGAAAGAGAACGAGAGGAUGAAGAAAGAUCUGGAGUCUGUCCCGGCCCUACAGAAAGAGCUAGAAACUCUGAGAUCCACUGUGACCGAAUUAAAACUCUCCUCAGCAGCCGAGCAUGCAGCUCACGUGAAGCCCACUACAUCACCCCCUACUGGUCAGUCUGAGGACAGCAGACAAGCUAAGAAGCCAUGGGACGACCAGAAAGAGAAGAAGAAGAAAGUUAAAUACGACAUGGGCGAGAAGAAAGAGUGGAAAGAGAAAUCUGCAUGGAAGGAAGAAGAUAAAAAGGAGCGAAAAGAUGGAGGUAAAAAGGAAUGGAAGAAGGAAAAACACGAGCAGGGAACAUUUGACAAGGAAGGAAAGCAUAAGCAGCAAAGCGAUGAAGCAAAACAGUGGAAGAAAGAGAAGACGAGCAGAGGGGACGAAGGAAAGCCUUGGAAGAAUCGAGAAGGGAAGAAAGAGUGGAUAGGAAAGGACGAGAAAAAAGAAUGGAAGGAGGAGAAAGAGAGGAAGAAGGUGAAGCAUGAGAAAGUGAAUGAAGGUAAACAGUGGAAGGGAGGAAAGGAUUAUGAAGAGAGGCACAAAGGAAAGGCCGAAUGGAAGGGAGAGAAGGAAUGGAAGAAAGUGAAAGACGGCUUAAAGGAAAGUGGCAAAGAGAAGUGGGAGAGGAAAGACUGGAAGGAGAAAGGAGAGAAGAAGGAGUGGAAGAAAGAAAGUGAGUGGAGGGAUAAUAAAGAAAAGGGCGAGAGGAAACACUGGGAGGGCGGCAAAAAUCACGGCAAAGAAAGAUCAGGGAAGGACGAGAGGAAGCAGUGGAACGAGCAGGAGUUGAGUAAAAACAGAAAACAUGACAAGGAAUGGAAGAGGAAGGACGAGAAAGAGGAAGAGUGGAAAAGAGGAAAGCAGAAGGAGAAGAAGCACAGCGGAGACGGGAAGAAAGAAAAGUGGGAGAAAAGCAAUAAAUUUGCAGGUAACCACAUCCAUGAGGAAGAGCACCUUUAUACUGAUGGAAAGCAGUCUCACUCUCACCGUAAACCCUCCCUGGACCAGCCGGAGUACUGGCAGCAGCAGAAAGAUCGCCUCCAGCACAACCCCAGACCUCCACAGCACUGCAGCUCUCUGGAAACCUGUGCUCAGGCCGAACGCCUGCGUCCCGUCGCUUUACCGGACUUCCAGGCCAUCCUCCAGAUGUAUCUCGCCAAGGCAGAGGAGGCCGGGGUGGACGAAUCCAAAAGAGAGGAGCUGAGAAAGCUGGUGGCCGAGUUCUUUAAAGACGGCGUCUUCGCUCACGACCAGAUGAGCUUUCAGGAGUUUGUCGAGGACAUCGGGGACAUUUUGGAAGACAUGGUGGAAGGCGACGAGGAGGAUAGCGCCAUAGAGGAGGAAAUGGAAGCGUUUGAAAGAGAAGUUAUGGAAAAGUUUUUGAUUCCAGGAGAGAAAGAGGAGCGAAUCAAAUCAGAGUGGAGGAAGGAGGCCGAACGAGGACGUGGCUGAUGAAAUGAUAGAAUUGAUGGAUCUGUCAAAAGUAGCUCAAAGGAGUCGGGAUGGAUGAAGGUUUACUCAAAGGGAACACUUCUUAUUGGACCACAAAUGCUUAAAAGUACACAUUUAUCAGCCUGCCAUCCUUCCUGAAGGACGACUUCUCUUCAAUCUGUUGUCCAAGCGAUUUCAAUUGCAAUUGUGUUUCAUUGUUUUGGGAAGUUUUGUGUUUCACCUGCACACAUGCACACACUUUUAGUAUAAAGGGAUAUAGAAAGGGCUUGGAUCCACAUCAGAAUGUAAUGUUUUCAGAAAGAAUUUCUAAAAACAUAGAUCCUGAUGUUGAAUCUAGAGAAUAUUCUCUAAAAUGCCACAUAUACAGCAUACAACAGAAGUGAGUACACCCUUGUGCAAUGUUGAUUACAUGUAAAAGGAUUUAAAAUGUAUUAACUCUCAAUAAUUGCAUUAUUUUUAAGUUGAACAGAGUAUUUCCUCUUAUGAACAAUCAAAGACUUACAAAAAACUAUAUUGAAAGGUCAAGCCCCAAUGUAGAAACUCUUGUGAUCUCCAAUCAGUCUAACUGCGUUAACAUUGUUAUAAAUGAGCUGUAAACAGCAGCAAUUUCUCAAUUUUGAGCCUAUGGGCUGUAUCGAUGUCUGCAUCGUGGCUCCACAUGGAAAAGAAUUGCAAAACAUCUGGUUAUGAGACUUGACAAAGAUAGAAAAGGAUGUAGAAAGAUGAGUGAUGAACUAAGAAUCAGUGAAACAGAGUCAGCAGUAAUCAGGAGGUAUAGAAGGCGUCAUAGUACCACUAAUUAUGACUGCAGGUCAUCCUCCUAAAAUGACUCUAUAAACAGUGAACUAAUUUCAGAUCUAGCAGCAAAACGGCAGCUGUUUCAGACUUGUUAUAGGAGUUAUCAGUGGAAAUCAGAGUUUCUGUGAUGCUCUAAUGGACAGUGUCCAAAAAAAAAAAAAAGCCCUUGCUUGCUGUUUUGCACUAAAUUGGAAGAUGAAUCUUCUCUAGAUAACAUGAAGACACCUGAUGAAUGUUGGGAGAACAUUCUUUGGUCAGAUGUAGAUAAAUGAGUUGUUCUCAGAUGGAGUCCAGCAUGUUUGGUGUGAACCUGACCAGGACUACCACAGUGGAUGCAUAGUCCUGACAGUGAAGCACGGAGGUGGAAGUAUGAUGAUAUGGGGCUACAUGAGAGCAGAAGGUGUUUGGAAAGAUGGCGUUUAUAGUUGAAUGUCUGUGGAUAAACCAAAAUACUGGCCGACUUGAUGACUUCCAGCUGGAAGAAGAGGAAUAUUCCAGCAGGAGAACCAUCCAAAGAACUAAAUAGUUCCUACUGUGGAGCUAAACUGUUAGUGUUUAAAUUUACAUAAGAACAAAUACCAACUGUUCAACUUAGAAUUUGUGCAACUACUGUAAGGUUAUACAAUUUAGAGUAAUUUAGGUAAUAUUGCACAGUGUUUUACUCACUUCUGUCGUAUGUUGUGUAGCUUUUUAUUCGUGACUGAGCACAUGCAGCUAACGUCAACACCACUGGUUAGAGUAUUUACUUUAUAGUCUUAUUCAAACACUACUUUACUCUGCACUGUUCACCUAUUUGCUGAUCGGGCUUACAGUCCACCGUCUUCAUGUUUAAUUACUUAAGCCUGAUUCUUAACGUGGGAUUAUCUUUAAAAGUUGGUUAACAAACCAGUUUUUAAAAAUACAAAGGACGGCCUUAACACGGACUGCUGAAAAGAUUUAGCGAAUAUUUGAUGUGAAAUUAGAGAAAUCUGCGUAGAUCAUACCUUGAAGGUUGUACAUAUCGCAUUUAAGAACUUUGGCUGUAAUUUCAAAAUAUAUAAUUAACUUAUUUUCUAGAAGUUGGCAUAGGAUAGACAAAGGAAUUGGUCGGCACAUAAGGCAUUGACAUGUUGAGCAUGUAUAUUUUACUUCAGGUACGGAACUCGCGUUGUGCACUAAAAUGUUCUUAAUUGUUUUGCGAUGAAUGUAACAUUUGUUCGUGUGGAUUAGUUCGGCGCUUCGUUUUCACACGCUGAUGAAUUUAUGAGACGUAGCUGACUGAAGCUUCUGCAGCACCGUAGAGAUUGUUUAUCGGAGGAUUUCGUGUGGCAGUUUUAGCGAACUUUGAAUGUUAGGAAGUUUGUGUCCACUGCUGUUUUUGUCAUAAGAGCAGAAUAAUAAAUUGAAAUGCCUCCCUGUGAUGAA